CUUUUGAUUGGCAUUUAAAUCUGCAGUUCUGCCUCUAAUAUUAGUGAUAUUCCCCGUGAAUGACGUUUGAUUGGAAGUUAUCUCACAUUCCAUUGGAUUUCAAGGACAACCACAUCAAAUUCAGAUAGUUCUCAUCGCUUUUAUCUUUUUGUUUACGCGAUAAAAGAACUCAAAAUCCAAUAUUCAAACUGUCCUGCUCGAAUCCCGCCCAGUGUUGAAACUCUCCACAUCGUGCAUUAUCCUUCCGUACGUGUUCGCAUCUCUGCCGGUGGCGUCUAGAGUCUGAAUGUCAAAUAGGCAAGAGAAGUCCUUUGAAGGAAAUUCGGUGUCAAUAGGAUCGGUUCGUGGUGCUUGAUUUGCCUCAUUCAUUGCUUGGUUCGAACAGCAUUUCUACGAUUAUUUACUAGAGCAGUGGUCGUCCUGUUCCCCGAUAUUUUCGAGUGCUCCGGUAGAAGUCGCGCCCAUAAGCCAAUUUUUGUUUAUUUCCACCGCCGCUGAGUUUUCUCUAGUGUCGAGUUACGUUUGUUUAUAGAUUGGUGAUUGAUUAGUGUCCGGUCCAAUAGCGGAUUAUCGAGUGCUGGGCGGACUUCCGGUAGCGUUAAGUGCGAAAAGUGACUAAUCUGCGAAGGGAGUUUGACGUUCUAUUGGAAAAAUGGGGAAUAUCCACACAACUGGACCGAACGAGGCUCUCAUAGUUUCAGGCGGCUGUUGUGGGUCUACGAAAAAACGAACCAUUGUUGGUGGUUGGGCAUGGGCCUGGUGGCUAGUAACAGAUGUACAGCGACUAUCCCUUGAAGUGAUGACUCUGAAUCCCAUGUGCGAAGGAGUCGAAACCGCACAAGGUGUUCCAUUAACUGUAACUGGGGUAGCACAAUGCAAAAUCAUGAAGAUGAUGAACGUGUAUUAUUUUCACCAUCAGGCUGACGAACUUUUGGGUACAGCUAGUGAACAAUUCCUAGGGAAAAGCGUGAAAGAGAUCAAGCAAACUAUCCUGCAAACAUUGGAAGGACACCUCCGAGCGAUCCUCGGCACUCUAACUGUCGAGGAAGUGUACAAAGAUCGAGAUCAAUUCGCAGCGCUUGUGCGAGAAGUAGCUGCUCCUGACGUUGGCCGAAUGGGCAUAGAAAUCCUUUCUUUCACCAUAAAGGACGUUUAUGACGAUGUUCAAUAUUUAGCGUCAUUGGGCAAAGCUCAGACCGCUAGCGUGAAACGGGACGCCGAUGCUGGAGUAGCGGAAGCGAAUAGAGAUGCUGGCAUUCGCGAAGCGGAGUGUGAAAAGAGCGCAAUGGACGUGAAAUACUCAACAGACACGAAAAUUGAAGACAACGCUCGCAUGUACAAAUUGCAAAAGGCUAAUUUCGAUCAGGAGAUCAAUACUGCUAAAGCCGAAUCACAACUUGCUUAUGAACUUCAAGCGGCGAAAAUUAAGCAAAGGAUUAGGAACGAAGAAAUACAAAUCGACGUUGUUGAGAGACGAAAACAAAUCGAAAUUGAAGCACAAGAAAUUCUACGAAAGGAACGUGAGUUAACUGCAACUGUACGUUUACCAGCCGAAUCUGAAAGUUAUAGAGUUCAAACUAUUGCUCAGGGUAAACAAGCGCAAACUAUUGAGGCGGCGCGUGCUGAGUCAGAAAAAAUCAAACAACUUGGUCUAGCGGAGGCUCACGCUAUCAAACUUGUUGGUAAAGCCGAAGCAGAACGCAUGAAGAUGAAAGCCACUGUUUAUAAACAAUACGGUGACGCUGCCAUCAUGAAUAUCGUGCUAGAAUCACUGCCCAAGAUUGCAGCAGAAAUUGCAGCGCCGCUUGCGAAAACGGAGGAAAUUGUCCUGAUCGGGGGCAACGACACUACGACUGCCGAUGUUAAUCGUUUGGUGGGCCAAUUACCGCCCGCUAUCAACGCUCUCACCGGUGUCGAUUUAUCCAAAGUCUUUUCUAAAAUUCCCGGUGCCAAAGCAUAAAUGAUAUUUAAUUGUAUUUAGAUCUAAAAUGGUGUUCAUGUUUAUACUUGAUGAAAUUUUUACUUUUUGCGAUUCUUUCAAUCAUUUUCGUGUAAUGCUAGGAUACAGUGUGAAAGUGAAAUUGUUCUAACGUUCAACUUUCAAUUAGGAUAAGUGGAUAGCCCAAAUGGGAUCCAUGAAAAUUAUUAUUGUUUUGGUAAAAGUAUUUGUUUUUAGGUCUUCACAUAGACUUUGGGAAUAAGUUCGUUCUUGUUUUUUGUUAUAUUAGUUUUUAGCUGCUUCUGUUAUUUACUCAUUAAUUUGUUACAAAGUGGGCCGAAAUCCGGUCUUUUUUCUAAUCCACCCACAGCACCCACCAAAUAUUCAUUAUUUGUUUGAUUUCUGUCGCACAAAACCACCAAUUUCUGCGGUCCUUAUUUGUGAAUGCAAAUAUGCAACAUUCAGUCCAACUAACUCGUUCAUACCAAUUUUGAUUAUUCUUCUUCUAUUGCAUUUAAGGUAUUUUAGUAUUAAAAAAUGAAGGUUCGGUGGCGGUUCUCCCUCGAUAACCAGCGAUGAUUAACGCUCCGUAAAUCCCAAAACCACCCAGACAACUUCCAUAUAAGAGGUGAUAAUUUCAUAGCAAAAAUUGAACUUAAUGACGGUCGACUUAAUCUCGAAUACCAUAAGCAUUCUGUGGAUGCCGACUUUUUGAAUAUAUUGACUCUAUUAUUAGUGUUUUGAUAUUUUCCUCCUAAAGUAAGGUAUCAAUAGUGCGCCCAGCUUCAUUGGUAAACUAAUUCCGCUUGUAUGUCGUCUAGAAUUUUACGGUGUUUUCACUCAUGUGUAAACUAUUUUUGGUAAGAGAAUACCAUGUAAUUAUUGUAUACUUUUGGCGUUUGAAUUAUUCUAGCAAAAUUACGUUGUCGUUUCGCGAAGCAAAAAUGUACUGAAUGUUUCUGUAUUUACUCGAUGCAAAUGAUUUAGAACAAUUCUAGAAAGAAUCCAAGAAUCCCUUCAAAAUGCGCCUUAGAACAGUGAAACAGUGUUUUGUAAAGUUGUUUGUUUGACAUUUCAUAAAAUCCGCACGUGUGCCCAUAUUUUGUACAAUUUACUCGUAUUGAGUCUGCAUUUAAGAAGAAUAAAUAAAUGAUAAUACUUGAAGUAAGACCUCA
Hermetia illucens (black soldier fly) is the source of this 3114-nucleotide messenger RNA. It is a transcript of the gene Flo2, whose product is annotated as flotillin-2. The record is from RefSeq and is a predicted model, not a curated record. Bases 653 to 1960 code for a protein of 435 amino acids. Gene Ontology annotation, cellular component: plasma membrane. The transcript is spliced from 8 exons. Gene Ontology annotation, biological process: regulation of myoblast differentiation; protein localization to plasma membrane. NCBI's taxonomy places the organism in Eukaryota, Metazoa, Arthropoda, Insecta, Diptera, Stratiomyidae.